Nematolebias whitei (Rio pearlfish) is the source of this 6488-nucleotide messenger RNA. RefSeq names its product cytoskeleton associated protein 5 (gene ckap5). Gene Ontology annotation, cellular component: centrosome; kinetochore; microtubule plus-end. Gene Ontology annotation, molecular function: microtubule plus-end binding; microtubule plus end polymerase activity. Lineage: Eukaryota; Metazoa; Chordata; Actinopteri; Cyprinodontiformes; Rivulidae. The transcript is spliced from 42 exons. The record is from RefSeq and is a predicted model, not a curated record. The coding region runs from base 155 to 6208 and encodes 2017 amino acids. Gene Ontology annotation, biological process: centrosome duplication; mitotic spindle organization; establishment or maintenance of microtubule cytoskeleton polarity.
CUUUGUGUUUGUGUCUCAGUUACAUAUAUAAAACCGGCCAGUCUUCACCGCGGUGAUAUCAUCGCAUCUCAGAGUUGCCAGCUCACUUAUUGUCUCCGGGCACAGCAAACAGCAGAACAAGUUUUUGGGGAAGGCCAGUCCCCAACCCGACGCCAUGGGGGACGACAGUGAGUGGAUGAAGCUUCCCAUCGACCAGAAAUGUGAACAUAAGGUGUGGAAAGCCCGACUGAACGGUUAUGAAGAAGCUCUGAAGUUGUUCCAGAGGAUCCAGGAUGAGAAGAGUCCUGAGUGGGGGAAGUUCCUGGGACUGAUAAAGAAGUUUGUCACCGAAUCGAACGCUGUGGCUCAGCUCAAAGGCCUGGAAGCUGCUCUGGUCUUCAUCGAGAAUGCACACGUGGCUGGAAAGACGGCGGGGGAGGUGGUGUCAGGCGUUGUGACCAAAGUGUUCAACCAGCCGAAGGCCCGAGCCAAAGAGCUGGGCACGGAUAUCUGCCUGACUUAUGUGGAGAUUGAGAAGGCCGAGGUGGUCCAGGACGAGCUGCUGAAAGGACUGGACAACAAGAAUCCAAAGAUCGUGGUGGCCUGCAUCGAGACGCUCCGGAAGGCCCUCAGUGAGUUCGGGUCUAAAAUCGUGACGUUGAAGCCGGUGGUGAAAGUUUUACCCAAACAGUUCGAGUCCAGAGAGAAAGCUGUGAGAGACGAGGCCAAGCUGCUCGCUGUGGAGAUCUACAAAUGGAUCCGAGACGCUCUGAGACCUUCGCUGCAGAACAUUACGUCUGUACAGCUCAAAGAACUCGAGGAGGAGUGGACAAAGCUGCCUUCAUCUCUUCCAAAGCAGACCAGGUUCCUGCGCUCCCAGCAGGACCUGAGGGCAAAGUUUGAGCAGCAACAAGCACAAGGAGAACAGUCCGAUGGAGAGGAUGAGGAGGAAACGGUAGCAGCUGUGGAUCCGUAUGAUCUGUUGGAACCUGUAGAAAUUCUGUCUAAGCUCCCCAAAGACUUCUACGAUAAGAUUGAAGCAAAAAAGUGGCAGGAGAGAAAAGAAGCUCUAGAAGCUGUCGAGGUUCUGAUCAAGAACCCCAAACUGGAGAACGGAGACUACGGAGACCUGGUCAGAGCCCUGAAGAAGGUCGUGGGGAAAGAUGCCAAUGUGAUGCUGGUGUCGAUGGCGGCCAAAUGUCUGACCGGGCUGGCCUCGGGUCUCAGGAAGAAGUUUGGAUCGUACGCAGGACAGGUGGUUCCAACUAUUCUUGAGAAGUUUAAGGAGAAGAAGCUGCAGGUGGUCCAGGCCCUGCAGGAGGCCAUCGAUGCCAUUUUUCUUACUACGACUCUCCAGAACCUCUCGGAGGACAUCCUGGCUGUGAUGGACAAUAAGAACCCUUCCAUUAAGCAGCAGGCCUCACUGUUCCUGGCCCGUUCCUUCAGACACUGCACUCAGGCCACGCUGCCAAAGAGCCUCCUGAAGCCUUUUUGUGCUGCUCUCAUCAAGCAAGUGAACGACUCGGCCCCGGAGGUCAGAGACGCUGCGUUCGAAGCUCUGGGGACGGCCAUGAAGGUGGUGGGAGAGAAAGCUGUGAACCCUUUCCUGUCCGACUUGGACAAACUCAAACUGGACAAGAUAAAGGAGUGUUCUGAAAAGGUGGAGCUCCCCGGAGGCAAGAAAAGUGCUGCAGGAGGAGGAGGAGCGGAGAAGAAGCCUGCAGCUAAAGCUCCUCCUGCUGCUGAGCCUCCUUCCAGAUCUUCUGCUCCACCCAAGAAGACCCAAAGUGCUGCAGCCAGCAAGCUGUCAGCCGGGCCGCCUAAGAAAGGCAAAGCAGCUGGAGGGAAAACCAAGAAAACCUCAGACAGCAGAGAGGUCGCAGAGACUGAACUCUCUCCCGAGGCGUGCGAGGACCUGGCAGCCGGCGUACUUCCUGCUUCCUGUCUGCAGCAGCUGGACUCGGCCAACUGGAAGGAGAGACUGGCCAGCAUGGAGGAGUUCCAGAGGGCCGUGGAGACGAUGGAUAAAGCUGUGAUGCCCUGCCAGGCUUUAGUCAGGAUGUUGGCCAAGAAACCAGGCUGGAAAGAGACGAACUUUCAGGUGAUGCAGAUGAAGCUUCACAUCGUGGCUCUUGUCGCUCGGCGGGGACAGUUCUCCAAGACGUCGGCCUUGGUGGUUUUGGACGGUUUGGUGGAUAAGAUCGGAGACGUGAAAUGUGGCGGAAACGCUAAAGAAGGUCUGACGGCGAUCGGAGAGGCGUGCUCGCUGCCGUGGACAGCAGAACAGGUCGUCUCCAUGGCGUUCGCUCAGAAGAACCCCAAGAACCAGGCCGAGGCGCUCAACUGGCUGGCCAAUGCCAUGAAGGAGUUUGGAUUCACCGGCAUCAACGUGAAAGGAUUCAUCAACAACGUGAAGACUGCUCUGGGAGCAACGAAUCCGGCCGUUCGCACCGCCGCCAUCGCCCUGCUGGGAGUCAUGUACCUGUACAUGGGAGCGCCGCUCCGCAUGUUCUUCGAAGACGAGAAGCCGGCUCUCCUCUCACAGAUCGAUGCCGAGUUUGAAAAGAUGCAGGGUCAGUCUCCUUCAGCUCCAACCAGGUUCACCAAGAAGGCGGCGGCAGCCGCAGAGGAAGAGGGGGAUGAAGGAGAAGAGCAGGACGAAGACGGAGGAGGAGGAGGAGGAGGAGGAGGAAGGCAGGACAUCAUGGACUUACUGCCGCGAACUGACAUCAGUGAUAAGAUCUCGUCCAGCCUGGUGUCUAAAAUCGAGGACAAGAACUGGAAGAUCAGGAAGGAGGGUCUGGAUGAAGCUGCUGCCAUCAUCUCCGAGGCCAAAUUCAUCACGGCCAACAUCGGAGAGCUUCCUCUGGCUUUGAAAGGACGACUUGGCGACUCCAAUAAGAUCCUGGUCCAACAGACUCUGAGUAUUCUGCAGCAGCUGGCCACAGCCAUGGGACCUGGACUCAAGCAGCACGUCAGAGCUCUGGGUUUCCCCAUCAUCACAGUUCUGGGAGACAGCAAGCCCAACGUGAGGACUGCUGCCAUGACGACGCUUCAAGCAUGGGUGGAGCAGACGGGGAUGAAGGACUGGUUGGAAGGAGAAGAUCUGUCCGAGGAGCUGAAGAGGGAGAACCCCUUCCUGAGGCAGGAGGUGUUCGGCUGGUUGUCUGAGAAGCUGCCCACCCUAAGGACCAUCCCCGGGGAUCUGAUGCUGUGCGUCCCUCUCCUCUACGCCUGCCUGGAGGACAGAAACGGAGACGUGAGGAAGAAGGCUCAGGACGCCUUGCCCACCUUCAUGAUGCACCUGGGAUAUGACAAAAUGAGCAAAGCUAUGGGGAAACUCAAACCCGCCUCCAAGGAUCAGGUGGCCGCCAUGUUGGAAAAGGCCAGAGCGGUGAUGCCAGCUAAACCUGCAGCGCCGGCCAAAUCAGGAGGAGGAAAGGGUUCUGCUGAGCCAAGCAGAGCUCAAUCAGCCUCCAGAUCUGCAGCAGCUGCUGAGGAUUUCACCGACAACAAAGCUGAGGCAAAGAAAGUCCGAGGAGGAGGAGUGGCUGCUAAGAAGGGUCCGGCCGGGAAGAAGCCUGGAGCUAAAGGCCCCAAGGACGAUGAGGAUAAGUCUGGGCCAAUCUUCAUCCUCAUCCCCAACGCCAAGGAGCAGAGGAUCAAAGAGGAGAAGCAGCUGAAGAUUCUGAAGUGGAACUUCAUCACUCCUCGAGACGAGUACGUGGAGCAGCUGAAAACCCAGAUGUCCACCUGCUUUGCCAAGUGGCUGCAGGACGAGCUGUUCCACUUCGACUUCCAACGACACGUGAAGGCCAUCGGAGUCAUGAUUGAGAGGUUGGAGAGCGAGAGCAUGGCCACCAUCGGUUGUCUGGACCUAAUCCUGAAGUGGUUCACCUUCCGGUUCUUCGACACCAACACCACGGUCCUGAUGAAGGUUCUGGAGUACCUGAAGCUGCUGUUCACCAUGCUCAAAAGGGAGGACUAUCACCUGACGGAUUACGAAGCCAACUCCUUUAUCCCGUACCUCAUACUGAAGGUCGGAGAGUCGAAAGACGUUGUUCGUAAAGAUGUUCGUGCCAUCUUCACCAUGCUGUGUAGAGUUUAUCCUGCAUCCAAGCUCUUCUCUUUCCUUAUGGAGGGAACCAAGUCCAAGAACUCCAAACAGAGAGCAGAGUGUCUGGAGGAGCUGGGCUGUUUGAUCGAGGGCUUCGGGGUGAACGUGUGCCAGCCGACGCCGGCCAAAUCCCUGAAGGAGAUCGCCGUCCACAUCGGAGACAGGGACACAUCUGUCCGCAACGCCGCCCUGAACACGGUGGUGGCCGUCUACAACGUCUGUGGAGAGCAGGUCUACAAACUCAUCGGAAACCUGUCUGAGAAGGACAUGAGCAUGUUGGAGGAGAGGAUCAAACGGUCGGCCAAGAAGACGCCGGCGGCGGCAGUGACCAAACAGAACGCAGCAGAGAAAACACAGCGAGAACAACCUGCAAACCCCAACGCCACCUUCCUCCGCAAGCCGGCGCAGGAAGACCCCAACAAGCUCAAUCAUUCCCGUCAGAACGCGCAGCACAACGAGCCGUCCCACCCCUCCAUCCCCAAAGAGUUCCAGCUGGACCUGGACAUGAUCGAGAGAGACCAGAGCCUGGUGAGCGAGCUGCCGGACCUGGUCCAACACAAGCUGGAUGAGCUGCUGGAGCCCAUCAUGAUCCCCGAGCCCAAGAUUCGCGCCGUCUCGCCACAUUUCGACGACCUCCACAACAGCACGGCCUCCACCAUCAACUUCGUCAUCUCUCAGGUGGCGAGCGGUGACAUCGGCACCAGCAUCCAGGCGCUGGCUCAGAUCGACGAGGUUCUGCGACAGGAGGACAAAGCGGACGUCAUGUCGGGUCACAUCGACCAGCUGCUCAUCGCCACCAUCAUGCAGCUGAGGCUCAUCAACAGCAGGUACCUGGCUCACGACCGCGUGGACAAGAGGGACGUCAUCAAACUGUACAGCUGCAUCAUCGGGAACCUGCUGUCUCUCUUCUCCGUGGAGACUCUGGCCAAGGAGGCGUCUGUGGGUGUCCUGAAGGACCUGAUGCACGGCCUGAUCACGCUGAUGCUGGACAGCAGGGUGGAGGACGUGGAAGAUGGAACGCAGGUCAUCAGGUCCGUCAACCUGCUGGUGAUCCGGGUCCUGGAACACUCGGACAGCACCAACAUGAUCAGCGCGCUGCUCGAGCUGCUCCAGGACACGCUGAUCUCCACGGCGGUCUCCUCCACCUUCUCAGAGCUCGUCAUGAAGUGUCUGUGGAAGAUGAUCCGCUUCCUGCCAGAAAGCAUCAACAGCAUCAACCUGGACCGGAUCCUUCUGGACGUCCACAACUUCAUGAAGGUUUUCCCCAAAGAGAAACUCAAGCAGCUGAAGACCGAUGUCCCACACCGGACCAUGAAGACCCUGUUACACACGCUGUGCAAGCUGACCGGGGCCAAGAUCCUGGACCACCUGUCCAUGAUCGAGAACAGAAACGAGUCCGAGCUGGAGGCCUACCUGAGGCGGGUCGUGAAGCAGUCCGGGAACCUGUCGGGAUCAAAGAGCGACCGGGGGAACGAGAAGGGCGGCCUGCGCACGGACGACCACAUGUCGAAGGCGAAGGUCAGCGACGUUCUGUCGGAGAUCUUUAAGAAGAUCGGCUCCAAGGAGAACACUAAAGAGGGUCUGAUGGAGCUGUACGAGUACAAACAGAAGUACUCCGACGCCGACCUGGAGCCGUUCCUCAAAAACACGUCUCAGUUCUUCCAGAGCUACGUGGAGCGAGGCCUCCGCAUGAUCGAGUCCGAGAGGGAGGGUAAAACCCGGAUCCAGGGCUCCUCAGUGAUCCCGCAGCACAGCGUGGACUCCGCUCUGAGCACCAACGACGAGCUGAGACCGGCCGUUUACUACGAGAGGCUGAAGAUCCUCCGACAGAGACAGGGACUGGAGAACACAUCCAGGCAGCAGGGCGUCGGCGGGAACGAGGACGAGCCUCAGCAGCGACCGGCCAUCUCCUCGCUGCUGUCCUCCAAGCCGCCGGUGGCGUCGUCCACCGACAUGCUCCACAGCAAGCUGUCGCAGCUGAAGGAGUCCCGCGAGCUGUACCAGCAGGAGCACCACUCCCACUCCAACUCCCCCACCCACGGCCGCUCCGCCCCCGCCAACCUGGACGACCUGAAGAAACGCCUGGAGCGGAUAAAGAGCAAACGGCAGUGAAGCACCCCCCUCCCCGACUUUGUACAGAUUGAACCUCUGAUGGCGUUCUUCUGUGGUGUUGCAGAAACUAUCGGAGUUGUAGCGCCCCCUGCAGUCUGCAGUGACUUUUAAUUUUGUGUAAAUAAAGUUUGCUGUAAUAAAAUCUGUAGUUUUAGUUUCACGUUCUCUGCUGAGGAUGAGGAAGAUGGCGGUAGCUCCAUCUGUUCGGUGGAGGUUUGAGUGAAACUUGUUUCAGUUUUUUUAAUCCAGACGUCGGCCAUUUUAUUGUUGCGCUUGUAUU